Baudoinia panamericana UAMH 10762 is the source of this 165-nucleotide messenger RNA. RefSeq lists its product as uncharacterized. Bases 1 to 165 code for a protein of 54 amino acids. The transcript has a single exon. The record is from RefSeq and is a predicted model, not a curated record. NCBI's taxonomy places the organism in Eukaryota, Fungi, Ascomycota, Dothideomycetes, Mycosphaerellales, Teratosphaeriaceae.
AUGGGUGUUUGUUAUGCAAGCGAGGCGUUGGUGGGUCAAUCAUUGCUUUGCUGCGCAACCAACGAGACCUUCUCAGGCGCUCGAUGUGUGCCAGUGGGCAUCUCACGAUGCGGCUACGUUGAGCAAGCUGCGCGCAGCUGUUAUACGGCUGUGGUGACUAUGUAG